Molecule: messenger RNA, 1461 nt
Organism: Didymosphaeria variabile
Lineage: Eukaryota; Fungi; Ascomycota; Dothideomycetes; Pleosporales; Didymosphaeriaceae
Exons: 1
Coding region: 1-1461 (486 amino acids)
Molecular function (GO): ATP binding; metal ion binding
Source: RefSeq, a predicted model, not a curated record
AUGGAUGUCUCACAAGCGGACCCUUUCUACUAUCAUCACGUGCCGAAGAACAUCCUCCUCAUACUACUGAGUCUCGUCACGCUUCCUUUCUCAGCGGCCCUGGUGAUUGGAAGUCUCAUAUACUCGAGAUUCUUUCCAGAGUCGAAACCAAUUCCUCUCCGCGAUGCUUCUGAGCGCAAAACCAUCCUUGUCACUGGCGUCUCCAUGACCAAGGGCCUCACCAUAGCUCGUAUAUUAGCUCAACAUACACCACACCGAGUGAUCGGUGCAGAUACCUCUGCGUUCUCACCAGGUCGCUUUUCCAGCGCCCUCGCAAAGUUUUACGUCCUCACACCGCCGGAUGGGAGCGACGCAGAACCGUACAUCGACUCGCUGCUACACGUGAUCAAGAGCGAGAAAGUAGAUCUGUGGAUCAGCUGCUCGAGCGUGGUCGCAGCGGUAGAAGAUGGAGAGGUGGUGAAACUGGCUGAGCGGGAGCGGGGCAAGGGAUUCCAUGCUGUGCAGUUCCGAGGCGAUGUUGUCGAGCGGCUGCACGAGAAAGACCAGUUCAUCGAAUACAUUCGAUCGCUCGAGCUGCCGGUUCCUGAAAGCCAUAGGUGCACUUCGUCCGACGAAGUUAUCAAGAUCUUGACGAAAGAGAGGCAAGGAAGCAGGAAGUUUAUCCUGAAGCCGAUCGGAGUGGACGACCGUGCGAGAGCGAAUAUGAUGACCCUCCUGCCUUUCGACAAGCGAGAGGACACAGUCUCCUACGUCAAAUCCUUGCAGAUCUCGAACGAGAACGCCUUCCAAGUCCAGCAGUACAUCUCCGGCGCAGAGUACUGCACGCAUGCCCUUGUGAUCCGCGGCCGCGUUGUGGCUUUCACGUGCUGUCCUUCAUCCGAGCUGCUCAUGCAUUACGAAGCCAUACCCCCGUCAUCACAUCUCUUCCAGCAGAUGCUGGAUUUCACCCAACGCGUGGCACAAGACGGCGGGGAUUCGUUCUCAGGCCAUCUCAGCUUCGACUUCCUUGCUGAAGGAGAAGGGAAAGUGUCGAAGCUAUAUCCGAUCGAAUGCAAUCCGCGCGCUCAUACGGCUGUUGUCUUGUUCUCCAACACGCCCCAGAUGGCGUCUGCGUAUCAUUCCCCGUUUUCGCCUUCGAAGUCUGCGGAUAUGAAAAUUGUCACACCGCGCUCCCCGACGCCGUCGUAUUACUGGCUCGGUCACGACCUUGUUGCUUUGCUCAUACUGCCCGUCCUCGAUUUGAUGUGGGGAUUUGCAACGUUGAAUGAGGUGCUCAACUGCAUGACAGACUUCUGGGAGCAUGUUGUGAGUUGGCGUGAUGGGACGUUUACGAUGCAGGAUCCGGUGCCGUUCUUCGUGUUGUACCACGUGUAUUGGCCGAUGAGGUUCUUGACGAGUCUGAUGGGAGGGAAGGGUUGGUCGAGGAUCAAUGUCAGCACAACGAAGGUUUUCGAGCAGUGA